AUGCCCUCAGAGACUGCCGAGCCCACCCAGGUCGAUACACCGACCCAACAAGCCAACACUGCGCCUGGAUCGGGCAACGCUGUACACGUCGUCAUGCAACCCGCGAACCCGUCUUUCGGACAGAAAGUUGUCGGUUACGCCAAGGAGGUUCGCGGAACGGUUUUGAAGAAGCCAUCACUUAAAGAGGAGGGGGUCAAGAUCCGCAUGGGCGAGGAGCCAUGGCCUCCGUCUCCAGACAAGGCGCAUACCGAUGAACCCACGACCGACCACACGGAGACCAACUGA
This is a messenger RNA of Epithele typhae, 285 nucleotides long. RefSeq lists its product as uncharacterized. Bases 1 to 285 code for a protein of 94 amino acids. The record is from RefSeq and is a predicted model, not a curated record. The transcript is spliced from 6 exons. Lineage: Eukaryota; Fungi; Basidiomycota; Agaricomycetes; Polyporales; Epitheliaceae.